Paramormyrops kingsleyae is the source of this 618-nucleotide messenger RNA. RefSeq names its product family with sequence similarity 32 member A (gene fam32a). Gene Ontology annotation, cellular component: nucleolus. NCBI's taxonomy places the organism in Eukaryota, Metazoa, Chordata, Actinopteri, Osteoglossiformes, Mormyridae. The record is from RefSeq and is a predicted model, not a curated record.
GGCAGUGUGCGUUUUCGCGUUGGUCUUCAUCAGGUACAUAUGAUACUGAGGAGGAAGAAGAGCGGUAGCAGGCAAAAAUAAUAAUGGCGGAGUACGCGAAGGUGCAAAAGGGAUCGCUCAAACUUAAAGGAACUGGUGAUAUUUCGUCGGGGAAAAAGAAGAAAAAGAAAGACAAGGAGAUGAAGCAGCGCUUGGAGCAGCAGAUGAUGACGCAGAAAGAAGAGCCAGAGACCAAGAAAGGGUACAUGGAUAAAAGAACUCCAGCCCAAAUAGCGUUUGAUAAAAUGCAGGAAAAGAGGCAAAUGGAAAGGAUUCUGAAAAAAGCGUCAAAAACACACAAACGAAGAGUUGAGGAUUUUAAUCGGCACCUGGAUACCCUAACGGAGCAUUAUGAUAUUCCCAAAGUCAGCUGGACAAAAUAAAAUGGAAGAUUAUUGGAGUCUUUGGAAUAAACUGAUGGAAGUUUGUCAUUUCUGAUUAGUUGUCUUGCAACAAAACAGCUUGGUUAUGUAAUUUUAGAUAUUCUGAAUAUUGUCCAUUGUAAAAUGAUGGCAAGAAUGUGUAACAUUUUUAUGCUUUGAGUGUGACUUUGUGAAAUAAACAGACUUGGGAAAUGUC